GAGCCGGCGCUUGUGCCGCUGUGCGAUCGCUGCGUAUUGUGUUCGUUUACCGUUGCAUUUCUCUCGUAGUUUCUUUUUCUCUUAGAACCGAAAAGAUUACUCCGGAGCCAGAAUGUUGCCGCUAUCCCUGUUGCGGACGGCCCAGAAUCAUCCGAUGCUUGUAGAACUCAAGAACGGCGAGACAUACAACGGCCACCUUGUCAGCUGCGACAACUGGAUGAACAUCAACCUCAGAGAGGUUAUCUGCACGUCUAGGGACGGUGACAAGUUCUGGCGCAUGCCCGAGUGCUACAUCCGGGGCAGCACCAUCAAGUACCUUCGCAUUCCCGAUGAAGUUAUUGACAUGGUCAAGGAAGAAACGUUGAUCAAGGGUCGGGGACGUGGGGAUGCCGGCAAGCGUGGCGGACCCGGAGGUCGCGGUGGCCGAGGCGGCAGAGGUGGUCCCUUUGGAGGCCGAGGUGGCAGGGGUGACGGAGACGGACGAAGAGGCGGUGGCCAAGGUGGCAGGGGCGGAAGGGGAGGACGUGGUCGUCCGAAUUAGUGCUGCAGAGCAAACUCAUUUUAGGGCUCAAAGACUGCUACUAUCAUUGUGUACAUUGAUACAAUGCAACCACCAGUCCCAUUGAUACCAUCCUGUAAAUAAAAUGUCACUGGAAAACUCUA
Molecule: messenger RNA, 663 nt
Organism: Rhipicephalus microplus (southern cattle tick)
Lineage: Eukaryota; Metazoa; Arthropoda; Arachnida; Ixodida; Ixodidae
Product: U6 snRNA-associated Sm-like protein LSm4
Biological process (GO): mRNA splicing, via spliceosome; nuclear-transcribed mRNA catabolic process
Molecular function (GO): RNA binding
Source: RefSeq, a predicted model, not a curated record